AAAAAUGUAAUUUGUUUAUGGCUGACCAAUGAACUUUAAGAGAAAGAAAUCAGUUAGUUGUCAAAUAUCGUCAAUUAUGGCGGGUUCGUGUUUUUUCAAGCUCAAAGAUGAAAUGAGUAGUUAUUUGCGCCGCUCGGGCGGCGACAUUGACAGCGAUUUGUCGAAUAUUCUCGUGCGCCAUUUUGUGAACGCUAUGGAAUUUUGUAUUAAGUAAUCCACGUGAGAAGGUCAAAAUACGUGUUUUAGUGAAAUGUCUGACAAAUUGGUGGGGCAGACGGUGCUAAAGAGGCACGAGGUCGCUAGGCCGGUGCAUAUCCAAAGGUUGGAGGCGGCUUUGGACGUGCGCCCGUUCGUGUGCCAAGUAGAGAGGAUUUUGAACUCCGAUGGCCCCUCUGAGAGCGAGGAUGACUCUGACAGCAAAUCUGUCAGUAAUGAGAUGUCUAAAGGUGACAGACUGGUGCAUGGAGUGGUCACCACCAAGCAAGAACGACAGAGUGACCGUCUUAGACUGUACAACUUCUCAGCAGUAGGUGAGGAAAGGCAAUGGCUUCGAGAUGUGCUCCUCUCAUCCGAGUCGGAGACUAGCAGUGAUGAAGACACUCCCGUGGAGACGGAGUUGAGGAUACAGAGGAUGUUAAAGGAGAGGAAAUAUCAGAACAAAUAUGCUAAGAAGUAUUAUAAGGAUCCAGGAAAUUCCCGAUACAUGUACUACGGGGCUGGGCUGCUGUCUACAGUGGACCGGUACCCAGAGCGUCGUGUCGUUCGUCCAUUGCCGCAGCCCCCGUCCACUAGGGGGCGUAGGGGCCGCCCGUCUGAGAGAGGCGCGUCGGCUAGGGGCGCGCAUAAGGCUCGCAGGGGCCGGGCUAGAGAGGGAAGGUCAGGCGAUGGUGGCGAUAUGCCUGACGGAGUGGAUUGGGAGGAGCAACUGCGUCACUUGAAGGAGGAGAAUGACCAAGAUGAGUACACUAUCGCUCCUGAAAAACCGGGAGUCAGAGGUCGUAAAAAGCUAUCGACCCUCAAGAGUCCUGAAGCCCUGACGGCCCGUAGACGUCGCCACUGGCUACUGCUGGUGAAGAAAGAGCUCGGCAAGGUGCAGAGGGCGAGGACGUCCACGCAUCGGGAGGUCACGCUGCAGAGGAAGCGACUCGCGACUCUGUGCUGUAAACAUUGGCGGCAUAUCGCGAUGCAGUCACAAAAGAACAUGAAGGAGACGGUGUGGCGGUGCAAGCGGCUGAGUAGAGAGAUGCAGUCGUACUGGAGGAGAUAUGACCGCGCCGAGAGAGAGACGCGCAGGCGCAUGGAGAAGGAAGCAGAGGAACAGAGAAAGAUGGACGUAGAACUGAUGGAAGCGAAGCGGCAACGUCGCAAGCUAAACUUCCUGAUCACGCAGACGGAACUGUACGCGCACUUCAUGCAGCGCAAGCUCAACGCGGCGGACGACGGCGAGAACGGCGCCGACAGGAUACUGAGGCAGCUCGACGAGGACCGGGACCCGAGGCUCGCUGCUAUAGAUCAUUAUGACAGUGAGGAGAUGAAGGCGCGUGCGUCGCGCAACGCCCGCGAGGCGUUCCGUGCGGAGCGCGCGCGCACGCGCCACUUCCCCGCGCCCGCCGACCCCGCAGACCCCGCCGACGCCGCGCCGCUCGACCAGCAGCCGCCCGACCGCCCGCCCGGCGACUACGACCAGCCCUCCAUCUUCAGGGGCACGCUCAAGGGCUACCAGCUUAAGGGCAUGAACUGGCUCGCCAAUCUCUAUGAUCAGGGUAUAAGUGGCAUCCUGGCUGAUGAAAUGGGUCUCGGCAAGACAGUGCAGUGCAUAGCGUUCCUCUGUCACGUGGCAGAGAGGCUCGGGGUGUGGGGUCCGUUCCUUGUCGUGUCUCCGGCUUCGACUCUUCACAACUGGCAGCAGGAGAUGGAGAGAUUCGUGCCUGAUUUUAAAGUAGUCCCAUACUGGGGCAGUCCGAGCGAGCGCAAGAUCCUCCGUCAAUUCUGGGAACGCAAGGACCUACACACGCGAGCCGCCGCGUUCCACGUAGUCGUCACCUCGUAUCAGAUAGUGGUGUCCGAUCUCAAGUAUUUGAAUCGAGUGUCGUGGCAGUACAUGAUUUUAGACGAAGCGCAGGCGAUCAAGAGCUCAGCCAGUAUGAGAUGGAAGUUGUUACUUGGGUUCAGUUGUAGGAAUCGACUGUUGCUUUCUGGUACACCUAUACAAAACAGCAUGGCGGAGCUAUGGGCGCUGCUUCAUUUCAUAAUGCCGACGUUGUUCGACUCUCAUGAGGAGUUCAACGAGUGGUUCUCUAAAGACAUCGAGAGCCACGCUGAGAACAAGAGCACCAUUGAUGAGAAACAUCUGUCCCGUUUGCACAUGAUUCUAAAGCCGUUCAUGUUGCGGCGCAUCAAGAAAGAUGUUGAGAACGAGCUGUCGGACAAGAUCGAGAUAAUGGUGCACUGUCCACUCACUAUUAGACAGAAACUUUUGUAUAUAGCUUUAAAAAAGAAGAUAAAGAUAGAGGAGUUGUUACAUUAUUCGGUCGGUGCCGAGUCCGGUCACAGCGUAGAUAAGAACUUCACAUCCAACCUGAUGAACUUGGUUAUGCAAUUCAGGAAGGUGUGCAAUCACCCAGAACUAUUCGAGCGACGUGACGUCAGAUCUCCCUUCGCGAUGCAAGUUGACGACUAUCACAUACCGAAGUUAAUCGCUGAAGACGGCAUUCUUAUCCGUUCAGUGCCGUCUAAACGUCAUCUGCUGUACAACAUAUUGUCAGUGCUGACACCAGAGUAUAUACAUAGUAGCUUGUGUGGGAAGAGCGAAUUCUAUGGAUUCACAAGGUUUAUUGAUCUGUCACCCAUGGAGUUGUAUAGAGUGACGUUAUGCGGUUGGCUGUACGCAAUGCUUCACAUAGAACAAUGUUUAGAGAAAUAUGAGAAAUUACGUCACAGGCAAUACUGGUGGUACGAUCAAAUAUCUGAACAAACAUCACAAGACGACCCAUUUCACAACCCUAAAUACUACGACAGAAUACACUACAAAAACAUGUUGUCCGUUUGUCCCGAUGGUGAUGUUUUAAAGAAGAGGAAAGAGGACAGCUUUUUGUGGAGGGAGUUUCUGUUUACAGAUCCUCUUUGGAUUGAAGGGGGUCCAUUCUACACGCAUGCUGACGUCACGAUAUACUACAUGCCCGAGACGAUAGAGCAUCGAGCGUUACGCACGAGGAAUAUGAAGGAGAGAGAACCGCCCGACAUGCUGACGGAGAUAAAGACUGAGGACGGCGGCGUGAUCCCGGUGAAGACGGAGGAGGUGGCCGAGUUCCCGCACGUGGAGCGCGCGCCCGUGCUCUAUCCCGACCUGCCCACCACGCUGCCCGGCUUCCUCUACACCACGCAGCAGAAGGUGUGCGCGCGCACAGUGCGCGCGUUCGCGUCGUCGUCGGUUCGGUUCGCGGCUACGGCGGUGCACCGCACGUCGCGUCGGGUCGCGUACGCGGUGACGCGGCACGAGCACGCGGAGUGCGCGCGCGGCUGGCGCACGCUGCGCCGCCUCGUGGCCGCCGCGCGCCUGCCCGCCGGCUGGGCCACGCUGCAGGUGCCCGGUAAGUGUACAGCGCACGUCGCGUCGGGUCGCGUACGCGGUGACGCGGCACGAGCACGCGGAGUGCGCGCGCGGCUGGCGCACGCUGCGCCGCCUCGUGGCCGCCGCGCGCCCGCCCGCCGGCUGGGCCACGCUGCAGGUGCCCGUGCGCGCGCGGCUGGCGCACGCUGCGCCGCCUCGUGGCCGCCGCGCGCCCGCCCGCCGGCUGGGCCACGCUGCAGGUGCCCGGUAAGUGUACAGCGCACGUCGCGUCGGGUCGCGUACGCGGUGACGCGGCACGAGCACGCGGAGUGCGCGCGCGGCUGGCGCACGCUGCGCCGCCUCGUGGCCGCCGCGCGCCCGCCCGCCGGCUGGGCCACGCUGCAGGUGCCCGGUAAGUGUACAGCGCACGUCGCGUCGGGUCGCGUACGCGGUGACGGCUGGCGCACGCCACGCUGCAGGUGCCCGUACAGCGCACGCGUACGCGGUGACGCGGCGCACGCUGCGCGCGCGGCGCACGCUGCGCCGCUCGUGGCUGCCGCGCGCCCGCCCGCCGGCUGGGCCACGCUGCAGGUGCCCGGUAAGUGUACAGCGCACGUCGCGUCGGGUCGCGUACGCGGUGACGCGGCACGAGCACGCGGAGUGCGCGCGCGGCUGGCGCACGCUGCGCCGCCUCGUCGCCGGCUGGGCCCGCCGCCCCAGCGCACGUCGCGUCGCGCGUACGCCCACGGCUGGCGCAGGUGCCCGGUAAGUGUACAGCGCACGUCGCGUCGGGUCGCGUACGCGGUGACGCGGCACGAGCACGCGGAGUGCGCGCGCGGCUGGCGCACGCUGCGCCGCCUCGUGGCCGCCGCGCGCCCGCCCGCCGGCUGGGCCACGCUGCAGGUGCCCGAUAAGAACCAGUUAGUGAGCGACGCGGGUAAACUGACCGUGCUGGACUCUCUGCUGAAAAGACUGAAGGAGCGUGGGCACAGGGUGCUCAUAUACAGCCAAAUGACGAAGAUGAUUGAUCUCUUAGAGGAAUACAUGUGGCAUCGCAAACAUAAAUACAUGCGACUGGACGGCUCGAGCAAGAUCUCAGCUCGACGCGACAUGGUCGCAGAUUUUCAGGCCCGCACGGAUAUAUUCGUGUUCCUAUUGUCGACUCGCGCUGGUGGACUUGGCAUCAAUCUCACAGCUGCCGAUACAGUAAUCUUCUACGACUCGGAUUGGAAUCCGACUGUAGACCAACAGGCUAUGGACCGCGCUCAUCGCUUGGGUCAGACGAAGCAAGUCACCGUCUAUCGGCUCAUAUGCAAAGGCACCAUUGAAGAAAGGAUAAUGCAACGGGCUAGGGAAAAGAGUGAGAUCCAAAGAAUGGUAAUCAGUGGCGGCAACUUCAAGCCAGACACGUUGAAGCCUAAGGAAGUGGUUUCGUUGCUUCUGGACGACGAGGAAAUUGAACUCAAAUACCGCCAAAAGUCUGAGGAGAAGAAAAUUAUGGAGGAACGAGAGCGGAAACGAAAAUUGGGCAUUUUGCCUGUAGCACAACAACCAGUGGUGGUGGAGCCGAAGCGAGCUCGCGAAUCAGCGUCGGAGCCCGGCAGUCCCUUGCAAGUGGACGAUGAGGGAGAUAACCUCGUCGUUGACGUCCCGUCGCAGCCCGCCACGCCUAGAUCGUACUCCCCGGUGGGCGGGGUGUGUCCGGCGGGCGCGGUGGGCGCGGGCGCAGCUCCCGCGGUGGGGCGCGCGGCGUGGAGCGCGCGGGGCUCGGCGCGGGGCGCGCGCGGCGGGGCGCGGCGCGGGAGGCCGCGCGGCUCGCGACACGCACUCACGCGCAGGCACAAGCCGCCCGCGACAGACGACGCCGCCGCACUCGCCGCUGGUGCAGCCCUCCUAGAGUCUGACGCACCGCUGGAACCAGAAGUUCGCACGGAGGACGUAAAUCGCGGACGCGGCCGGCGCGGACCGGGGCGGCCGCGCGUGCGCACCGCCGCGCCGCCGCGUCGCCCGCGCAGGCCGCGCGAGCCACUGCUCGUACCGCUAGCACCGCCGCCUUAGAAUUCGUGAUGCCAAACCAUAAUAUACCUACACUUCAACCGAACCAUACCCACCUGUGACCCAGUGAAUAUAGCUACAAUACGCGGACUGCCAUAUACGUUGCAUCAAACACUGUAAAAAAUAAUAAACCAUGUACAAAUAUGCUAGAAAGUAUUACAAAGUUUGACUGGUUAUAAAGCUGUAAAUAUAUAAAAAUAUGUUUUAUUUCAUAUUUAUUAUGAUGUAAAGUUGUUUUAUUGCCUCAUCGAUUGAAGGAUUCUUUCUUGUUUUUUCCCAGUUUUUGACACUUACAUUUUCACCCUUCACCUGUAUUUUCCACGCACGAGUAAUCCUGGCCUCAUACGUUCUUGGCCAUUUACCUAUAUUCAUAGCCUUAAAUAAGUGACUGAACUGAAAAUACAAGAAGUAAAUACCGUCAAUUGUUAUACAAAUAAAUGUUGUGACUAUACGCUUUAACCAAUAUAGAAUCUGUUGACGAAUAAAGGUGAUUUAAUAUACAAUGUA
This is a messenger RNA of Manduca sexta (tobacco hornworm), 6112 nucleotides long. It is a transcript of the gene Ino80, whose product is annotated as chromatin-remodeling ATPase INO80. Gene Ontology annotation, biological process: DNA repair. Gene Ontology annotation, molecular function: ATP-dependent chromatin remodeler activity; ATP binding; DNA binding. The record is from RefSeq and is a predicted model, not a curated record. Gene Ontology annotation, cellular component: Ino80 complex. The transcript is spliced from 31 exons. NCBI's taxonomy places the organism in Eukaryota, Metazoa, Arthropoda, Insecta, Lepidoptera, Sphingidae. The coding region runs from base 251 to 5608 and encodes 1785 amino acids.